AGAAUGAGCAAUCAUGACGGAGCUUCGUCAAAUGGUGGAAUUGAUGGACAUCAUUCAUGUCUAAACACGGUUCAAGUAGGAAAUGCCUUUGACUUAGCUCGUCAUACUCGCAUUUUGAUUGAUAGUGUGCAAACGAGUUCAGAAGACGUACCACAUCAUGGAUUAAAUACAGGCCAAGGCUUUGACAACCUAAUUUUUGGUUCUUCAGUUAGGAGAAGACCUGUUCUCAGCAGCAUAUCAACACCAGAGCAAUUUAAGGAAGAAUUGUUUCUCAGUACCUUGAGAAACUUCAUUUUGGACAAGGGCGGUUUUCUUGGUGAAGGAUGGCAUGUUGAAUUUAUACCAUCCCCAUAUGAAUAUGGUCCCAAUCCAUCUGUUCUCUAUUGUGCUCCAGAUGGAAAAAGGUUUGAAUCAAUGUAUGAUGUUGCUCACUAUCUGGGGAUUUCCUCAGGUAUUACUCCUGUUGAGGUCGAUGAAAGAACCUGUGGUUUUGCAUCAGUGCGCAGACCCCUUGCUUCUCGUAGACGGAGAAAAGAUCUUGCAAGAAUUUCUGCGAACUGUAAAUCUACUGAAAACCAUGAAAUUUUGAGGAUUAAUCAUAGGGAGGUGCCUUAUCCUGAUGCAGAUUGUAGACCUCAAUAUUAUGAUGCUAACUGUGCUUCAAGAGCUGCAGAAUCUUAUAUGGAAGAAAAUGGUUUCGCUGACUCUCAAAAUUCAUCUGUCAGCCUUCCUAUUCAAUACAAAGAUUUCUUUGUUCUUCGUCUGGGGAAAGUAGAUGCUCGAGCAGCAUACCAUGAUAGUCACCAAAUAUGGCCAAUAGGAUAUCGAUCAUACUGGCAUGAUAAAGUUACAGGUUCGCUCUUUCAGUGCGAAGUGUCAGAUGGAGGCGACUCUGGACCUGUUUUCAAGGUCCGAAGGUGUCCUUGUUCGCUGUCUAUUAUUCCAAAUGGGGAAAUUAUUCUUUUACAUAACAAGGCUAACCAGUUAGGCCCUGCAGAAAAUACAGAAAGUAGUAGUAUGGUGUUUGAUGCUAGCUCUAAUGAAGAAGAAGACAUUCUUAUGCUCCUUUCAGACCCCAAUCCUUCAGAGCAAGACUUUUUGUCUUGUUUUCCUCAUGAUAGCAGUGAAAAUUUAGAUCAGUCUUCUGCGCAAAUGUACUUGCAAAAACCAGAUAGUCUAACAGCCAAUCUUAACCGUAAUUCAGAAAGGUCUACAGAUCUUUCAAACAAGAGUUCUAGUUUGAGGGAUCAAAUUGGGGAAUUCUAUGUCGAAGGAAAAUCUUCUUCUUCAGUAUGGAAAAUGGUGUCCCGAACUCUCAUUGAUGCUUGCACUGAAGUGUACAAGCAGUAUGGGUGUUUGCAAUUCUGUUGCAGACAUCAGUGUGGCUCAUCUUUCUCUGAUGGUGAUCUAAAAGAUGUACACCGUAUUGGCUCACUGGCUAGAUUCUGCUAUGCCUCUGGACCCAUUGAAACUCCUCGAGUUAUUCAGAGUGAUAGUGAACUGGAUGCUACACUGAGAUCACUGUCAACAUGGUUAGAGCAAGAUAGAUUUGGGUUAGAUACUGGUUUUGUACAAGAAGUUAUAGAAACCCUUCCUACAUGCCGCGCUUGCUCACAGUAUCAAUUUUUAAUUGAUAGGAGUGACUUUUUGUCUUCAUGUACAAUUGGGAGUAGGUUACUUUUAGCCAUACAGAAGAACGGAAAACGGGCUGGUGAGGAAGUACCGUAUGGUCUGUACAGUGGAUCCAAGGUGCAUAAUCUUCCUGAAGAUUCCCCGUUAGCUGAUACACGACGAGCCCCUCCCGGACGGCCAUUGAGCAGUAAGAUCCCUGGAGAGCUUGUAGGAGAUGUUUUUCAGAUAUGGGAGUUCUUCUGGCGUUUCUAUGAAAUUUUGGGUCUGAAAGAACCUUUGUCAUUUGAGGAACUUGAAGAUGAACUUAUUGAUCCGUGGCCCUGUGACUUGAAUCAUCUGAAAAAAAUUGAAAAGAAAAAUCAGGACUGUAGAGCUCCAGCGUCACUAGCAACUGAAAAGAAAAACCAGGAUUGCAGAGAACCAGCAUCACUAGGAACUGAAAAUGCUAGUUGUUCAGUUUCACUCUCCACCAAUGCAUCCAAUUCAACAAUGCAUGAACAGGGCCCUUCCAAGUUAAUUCCAAUCGAAACGGCUGCUACAAGGGAAGCUACUCAAGUUAAAGUGGCAUCACAUACUUAUGGGAGUUGCAGUGGUGUAGCUCUGACAAAAGCACACAUCUCACUACUGAGAGUCUUGGUUGGAGAGCUCGUAAACAAGGUUGCAGUUUUUCUAGAUCCAAAUUUUGAUGCUAGAGAUGUAAAACCCAAAAGGGGUAGGAAGAAAGAUGUAGAAAACUCUCCUGCAAAAGAAAUAAAGAAUGAGUUACUAACUGUUAACGAGCUGACGUGGCCGGAGUUAGCUCGCAGAUAUGUUUUGGCAGUCUUGUCGAUGAAUGGGCGCAUGGAAGAUGUCAGUAAUCGUGAAAGCCUAAAAGUUUAUCGAUGUUUACAAGGUGAUGGCGGUGUACUAUGUGGAUCUCUUUCUGGAAUUGCUGGGAUGGAAUCAGAUGCAUUGCUUCUUGCAGAGGCAGAAAGGCAAAUAUCUAGUUCUACAAAACAAGAGAGUGACAUGUUGCCUGUAGAUCACAAAGAUUCUGAUGCAGCAGAUACUUGCGAACCAGUGGUUGUUAAAAGCAAUAAUCUUCCUGAGUGGGCAGAAACUCUGGAACCAGUGAGAAAGCUACCAACUAAUGUAGGAACAAGGAUUAGAAAGUGUGUAUACAAUUCUUUAGAGAAAAAUCCACCAGAGUGGGCAAAGGUGAUUCUGGAGCAUUCAAUCAGUAAAGAGGUUUACAAAGGAAAUGCGUCAGGGCCGACAAAGAAAGCUGUUUUGUCUGUUCUUGCAAAGUUAACUAGUUGCAGUCAGCAGCAGAAGCCUGAAAAAGCAUCAAGAAGGGAAAAAUUACUUUCUGUGUCAGAUGCCAUAAUGAAAAAAUGCCGCUUUGUGCUGCGAUCUGCUGUUUCUGCAGAUGAAUCAAAAAGAUUUUGCAAUUUUCUUGGUACCACCUUACUUAAUUCUUGUGAUAGCAAUGAUAGGGGUAUUCUUGGAUCACCUGCUAUGGUUUCUCGCCCUUUAGACUUCCGGACAAUUGACUUGAGACUGGCAGUUGGGGCUUAUUGUGGUUCUCAUGAAGUAUUUUUGGAAGAUGUCCGGGAGGUUUGGCACAAUCUACGCACUGCAUACGAGGAUCAACCUGAUUUAAUACAAAAACUGGAACAAUUGGCGCAGAGCUUUGAGUCUCUAUAUGAGAAGGAGAUUUUAGAUGUAUUUCAAAAAUUUGCCAUUCACUCCGGUGUCGAGCGAUUAGAUGCUGAAAUACAGAAAGAAUUGCAUGAUGUUCUGCUAGCUGGAAAUGAAGUACCUAAAGCACCUUGGGAAGAUGGUGUAUGCAAAGUUUGUGGCAUAGAUAAAGAUGAUACCAGUGUUCUUUUGUGUGACAAAUGUGAUUCCGAGUACCAUAGAUAUUGCCUAAACCCUCCCCUUGCUCGGAUUCCAGAUGGGGACUGGUUUUGUCCAUCUUGUGUUGCGGAUCAACGUAAUGUGCAGGACAAAAGCCAGUGUACUCAGCCUGUAAUCCGCUUCCAGAGAAGAAAUCUGGGAGAUGAAACUCGUGCUUUUCAAGAAGCUCUGCAUCAGCUAGCUAGUUCCAUGGAAUUAAAAGAGUAUUGGGAGCUUAAUACAGAACAGAGGAUAUUUUUGCUGAAAUUUUUGUGUGAUGAAGUGCUGAAUUCUGCACUUAUUCGUGAACACCUUGAACAGUGCGUUGACAAGUCAAAUACCACACAACAAAAGUUAUAUGCUCUUUCUAUUGACUGGAGAAACUUGAAAUUUAAGGAAGAACUGUUAGCAAGAACCGUGCCAGAACAUACUGGUAAAUACAGUGGAUGCGAAGACUUUGUAGGAGAAGAAGGGAUAGCUACUACGCUUGCUAACGAAGGUGGGCUGACAGAGCAGCAGCAACAUUUCAGAAACAACAGAGUAAUCUAUACUACAAAUUUUUCUGGUAGUCCACUUAAGAGGGCAUCUGCCCCGUUAGAGGAGUACCAUGAGGAGAAUGGACAAACUGAUGUCAAACAGAACUUUGGGCAAUUGCUAAAGAGCAUGAUUGAUAAACAUGUUAAUGGUAAAAGACAUCAGAACGACUCUGAUUCCAUCGCUGAUGGUCAUGUUCUGAAUAAGGCCACAAUAAAUGAAAAUUCCUUUCCCACUAUAAAUGUUAGCAAUGGUAAUGAACCAAGUGAGCGAGAACAUUCAACAGUUCCUUCAGUUGCUUUACCGCAAAGGAAUGCAGCAGUGAAGGAAGUGGUCCAUGGAGUUGAUCCUGAAAAUGUACAAAGGACGCUGAUUGGUGUUGCAAAGAAAGCACCAUACAGUUCGGAUGCAAAAGACACUCUAAGCAUGGAAGAAAACUCUGGAACUGGCAUGUCAGUGGGAGAAUUGAUUCCUUCCCAUUCAAAUACAGUUGUGCAAGGAAGCCACCUUGAUAUUCCUGCAAAUCUGACUGAUUCUGACAGCAGCAGUCUUGAGCUGAACUCUCUGAGAAAUGAGAUUUCACAUUUGCAGGACUCAAUAGCCAGUUUAGAGUCUCAGAUUAUGUUCACGUCAUUGAGGAGGGACUUCUUGGGAAGAGAUUCCAUUGGGCGGUUGUAUUGGGUUAUUGGCAAGCCCGGUAAACGUCCUUCAUUAGUAGUAGGUGGAGGUAGGGCGGUGCCUUUGGAGAAGAGAAUCAGAAGUGAAAUUGAGGCCACUGGUUCUAGCAGCACUAGCGGUUUUGCUUCGCCUGGUUCUGUGCUUGGAGAAAACACCUCCAACUUCUUGAGCCAAUCUGAUAGUAUGUCGAAUUCAUCACCUUUGGUUGUAUAUGAAACUGACACUGAAAUUCAGCAACUCGUCAGCUGGUUGGGAGAUGCUGAUCCUGGAGAAAGGGAACUGAAGGAGUGCAUCUUGCAGUGGCAAAGUCUUGCAUUUUAUCAUGAGAAUAUUUAUGCUAGAAUUGAUCCUAAACCAAAAUCUUCCAUUGUUGAAAAGGUUGCACCUCCUUGCCAUUUAACUACGAAAGCUGCAAGCAUACUUGAAAAAAGUUAUGGGCCAUGCUUGGAGCCAGAAGUCACUGAAAAUCCAAAAAAACGCAGGAGGAAGGGAAAAGUGAACAGCGAUGAAAAGAUGUACAGAUGUGAGUGUUUAGAGCCUGUAUGGCCUUCUCGACCCCAUUGUGUCACUUGUCACCAAACCUUUUCCUCUAUCCAAGAUUUUGAAGGUCAUAAUGAUGGAAAGUGUGCUCCAAAUAUUCCUGUUACUGAUGAAAACAAAGAAAACGACGAUUCUAUGAAAGGGAAGGUAAUAAAGCAUGAUAAUAAGAAAGGGAAGGAGCACACUGAUGAUGUAGAUACUGUGGAGACAUUGAAAAAAGGGAAAUUUGAUAUAAGCUCAAAUCUAGUCAAAUUCCCAAAUAAAGCAUGCCCUUAUGACCUAGUUGAGAUCAGUAAAAAAUUCAUCACUAAUGAUUCGAACAAGGAGUUGAUUAAGGAGAUCGGACUUAUUGGUUCCAAUGGUAUCCCAUUUUUAAUAUCAUCUCCUCACAUGUUUCUUGAUCCUCCAUUACUUCUAAGACAAAGUGAAAAAAUCGACCAUCUGAAUAAAGCUUCGCACUCUUCAGACAACCGGCUACCGAUUAUCUUACAUAAUGAAGGAACAAAUGUAUCUCAUGGUGUCCUAGGGAAUAAGCCUAGACAUGAUGCCACAUUAACUCAAAACUGUCCUGUUGAUAGUAAGCGUGAUCGUUUAGCUAAAACAUCUUCAUCAUAUACCACAACUGGGAAGCGUGCAUCUUGCAAGGCACAGGGGCCAAAGGUUAUCCAGAGCUGUGCAGUUCCUGAGCCUUCACUCAGACCUCUGCUUGGAAAAGUUUCUCAUAUUUUAAAGCGGCUCAAGAUCAACUUACUUGAGAUGGAGGCAGCCUUACCAGAGGAAGCAUUGAGAUUGUCAAGGUCUGACAUUCGGAGAAGAUGUGCAUGGCGUGCAUUUGUGAAGUCUGCAGAGUCAAUAUUCGAGAUGAUUCAAGCAACGAUCUUGUUGGAGGGUAUGAUCAAGGCGGAAUACUUGAAAAAUAGAUGGUGGUACUGGUCAUCCCUUACAGCUGCAGCAAAGACUAGCACUAUUUCGUCUCUGGCUCUUAGAAUAUACUCUUUGGAUGAUUCAAUCAUUUACACAAGGGAAAAGGACCCUCAGCCAUGUCCUUUAGACCCUUCAGCAGAGAGUUUGUCGUCGUCAAACAAGAUGGUAGGGAAGAAAAGAAAGGACAUGGCUGGUGUUGGACCUUCUUAACUAAUUAUAAAUCACAAAGUUGUGAGUAUUUUGCUGAGGCAUGAACGGUGACGAGUCCCUGGCUAAAUUGAAGAAUCCAAGAGUGGAGUCACGCUAGCGAGGGAGGUGUCUCGGUAUUUAGUGCAGCUGACAGGAGCAUCUUGAGCGCUGGUGCCGCCGCUUCAGUGUACAUAGCUAUCCAUCAUCUAUAUGUUAAAACGCUGACAGAUGCUGACUCAGGAUAGUAGCCUAACCUGAGAAAGAGAGAGGGCUGUUCGAGGUGGUGUUAUCUACUUGACUGGAUGAAUAUUAUCAAUGUCCUCGUGAUUUUGCUUUCAGAGGAGAGCGUUUUGCAGCAGGGAGUGGGUCCCUCCUCUUGGUGACAACAAU
Molecule: messenger RNA, 6765 nt
Organism: Asparagus officinalis (garden asparagus)
Lineage: Eukaryota; Viridiplantae; Streptophyta; Magnoliopsida; Asparagales; Asparagaceae
Product: methyl-CpG-binding domain-containing protein 9-like
Exons: 9
Coding region: 4-6396 (2130 amino acids)
Cellular component (GO): nucleus
Molecular function (GO): protein binding; DNA binding
Source: RefSeq, a predicted model, not a curated record